AAAUAUAAAUGGCUAUAGUUAACAUAUUCUUGGGAAAUUGCUGUCUGGAUAUUCGCUAAACCAUCGCUUGGUUCACGUAAUCUAGCCGAGCCGUAGGCUGUGUCUGAUAUCGUCAGAAAUUCCGACCCCGCCAGAAUCGACCUUCCGCAACACGACUUACAACUACCGAAUAUCAUGGUUGCUGCUCUUGAACACCUCAAAGUCACAGACUUAACCAAGGAGGAACAAGAUGCUGCUGCAGAGUGCGAGAGGCAGCUUGCUAAUUUGAAAUUUAUACCAUCGAACAAUGGCUACGACUUCUGCGACGAUCCAAGACUGGGAAAUGCAUCGGAAGCAUUUUAUAAAACAUUUAAUCCGUGGUUAAAGAUGGGUGGUAAAAAUAUCAUCUUCCAAGCCUUCCGAUUCAAUAAGUCUGCAAUACUACCAGUGUCAGGGCUGGCACUCUUCAUACCUACUAUCACCACUGGAAAUCCCACCAUAUCAGACCAAGAACUAAAAGUUGGGACUUAUGUGCAACUCACUGAGGAUGUGCUUGUUAAAUCUGGAGUUUAUUGCCUCGCAUUUCGAAGCAACUAGUGAUGAGGUCUAGCAUGUGAUGGGUUGGGACCAUUGAUUUAUGGUGGCAUUACGAGUGCUAUCCUGCGGAUUGUUCAUGCCGUUGAUCCAGUCGUCGAUCUGGCCCGGAGGAGGAAUAUUGUGGCCGCUGUUGAUUAAGUCGUCGAUCUGAUCCGGGGGAAGGGAUAACACAUGGCCCUGGUUCCAACCAGUGAGAGUGUUAUCCUGAUUAUCCAUGUUGCUGAUCAAGUCAUCGAUCUGAUCCGGAGGGGACAACACAUAGCCCUGGUUCCAACCAUUGAGAGUGUUACCCUGAUUAUCCAUGUUGUUGAUCAAGUCAUCGAUCUGAUCCGGAGGGGACAGCACAUAGCCCUGGUUCCAACCAUUGAGAGUGUUACCCUGAUUAUCCAUGUUGUUGAUCAAGUCAUCGAUCUGAUCC
Messenger RNA from Pseudogymnoascus destructans, 994 nucleotides. RefSeq lists its product as uncharacterized. The record is from RefSeq and is a predicted model, not a curated record. The transcript has 3 exons. Lineage: Eukaryota; Fungi; Ascomycota; Leotiomycetes; Thelebolales; Thelebolaceae. The coding region runs from base 175 to 576 and encodes 133 amino acids.